Brettanomyces bruxellensis is the source of this 1365-nucleotide messenger RNA. RefSeq lists its product as uncharacterized. Gene Ontology annotation, biological process: endocytosis; actin filament organization. The transcript has a single exon. NCBI's taxonomy places the organism in Eukaryota, Fungi, Ascomycota, Pichiomycetes, Pichiales, Pichiaceae. Gene Ontology annotation, cellular component: clathrin vesicle coat; plasma membrane; endosome. The record is from RefSeq and is a predicted model, not a curated record. Bases 1 to 1365 code for a protein of 454 amino acids. Gene Ontology annotation, molecular function: clathrin binding; phospholipid binding.
AUGGUACGGAAUGCCACCAGUAAUGAUCCAUCAGGGCCGACCGUUUCUCAAAUGGCAGAUAUAGCUAAUCAUACUUUUGAUAGAGGUGAACUUCUUGAAAUUAUGGAUAUUGUUGAUAGGAGACUUAACGACAAAGGUAAGAACUGGAGGCAUGUUGCAAAAUCACUUACUUUAUUGGAUUAUUUAGUUAGGUAUGGAUCAGAAGAUACCGUUAUUUGGGCAAAAGAUAACGUGUAUGUUAUUAAAACACUUCGUGAAUUUCAGGCAUCAGAUUCUAUGGGUAGGGACCAAGGGGCAAUAGUGAGGGUUAAGGCAAAAGAACUUUCAGAUUUACUUUCGGAUGAUGACCGACUACGAGAAGAAAGACAAGUUGCACUCAGGAACAGAAACGUUCCACAUGGCAGGGGACGAAGAGAAGAUGUCAACAGCGCUCUUGGAGAUAAUGAAGAUUAUGAUAGUGAUUUGCAACAGGCUAUAGAAGAAAGCAGACAGACUGCUGAGGAAGAAGAGCAGAAGAGACGUAAGAAUAGUGACGCUAGUUUGAAUAGAGCUAUUCAAUUGAGCUUGGAAGAGGAAGAGAUGCGCAAGAAGAACACCAAUUUAUUGGAUAUCAAUGAGCACAAUGGUGAUGAUGCUGCCCCUGCGGUUUUGGGAUAUUACUCAGCACAACCACAAGUUUCUACAGCACAGAUCAUUGGCUACGAUAUGUAUGGAAAUCCUGUCUAUGCCAACCAGCCAAUGGCUACUGGAUAUUUACAAAAUGCUUACCAGUCUUCUGCCGCACAGCAGCAGCAGCUUUAUCAGCAACAGCUUUAUCAACAGCAACUUGAAGCAGCACAGCGACAACAGCAGCAGCAGCAGCAGCAGAAUGUCGUAAUUCAGCAGUCAUUAAAUGCUCAAGUGCCCGCACCUACGGGAUCUAAUAACCCUUUUGCUUUGUCCAACGUUCAAUCGAACCCAACUUCUUCAAUGGUGUCUGCUACCCAACAGCAACCACAACAAUCGCAACUUCUGCAAGCAGGCCAUAAUACUCCACAACAAAGUAUGUCUGCUGGUAAUCAAAAGAUAAAUGACCAAUAUGCAGAGCUUAACAAUCUUCUAGCUCAAGGUACAGGUAUCGAUACGUUUGGUAAUGAAGGAGAUGCAAGAAUACCAGCCCAACAUACAAAAACAGGUGCUUUCUUCAAUUCCUACGGUACAGGUUUCCGACAAGAGGGGGAACGUCAAGAUAAUAGCCAAUUCUCUGAAACCCAGUAUGUGGGAAUCCCAAGCACUAUUGUUGCAGCACCUACAGGUUAUGGUUUUGGAAAUCAGCGACAGUCAUCGGAACCAAAGCAACCUAAAGAAAGUUUGAUCGACCUUUAG